AUGUCAUCUCACAGUAACUUUUCGUUACCCCCUUUCGAAUUUAACCACUUCUCGUCCUAUAACCUUAUUGUUGCUUGUGUCGGUGUGGGUAACGUAGCCCAACUUGCGUGCGACCUCUUAAUCUAUAACUUGGGUUGUAAUAUUGUUAGUAAUUUAAAUUUCGAAUAUUGUCCGUCUGUAAUCGGUAAUAAUCCUUAUCAAACAUCGGAAAAUGUGCAGAGUUUGAUGACAACCUCUCAGAUUUGUGCUAAUCCCGAACUUCAGUUAGCUGUGUUACAAAUUCGAGCCCCUCCCUUUGACGGUUGUAAACGAAAGCAUGUCAAAGAGCUUGUAAACUUUCUGGAAUCUGCGAAGUUUAAAACUGUGGUAUUGCUCUCAAGUAGCUUUGCGUCUAUUCUCAAAGAUGAGGAGCUUAACGCGGAGCCGCUGCAGUAUGCUUUGUCGUCGUCAUUUUGUAUUUCCGAUCGUAAACGUUUUGAGGAACUCAAUUGGUUUCCCCUUAAAGCAUACAAUGACCACUCAGAAUGUAAAUUAUCUGCUACAUAUUAUUUACCUGGGUGUGGAGUUGCAACUUAUUUAUAUGAUGAGUUACUCAAAAAUGAAGGCAUAUCUGUUUGUCUGUUAAAUCUUUUUACAUCUGAAGGUGAUAAUAGUGGAGAUGCACUUUAUGUCGUGCGACGUUUGGAUGAUUGGUUACAACUCACAGCCCAACGUGAAGUUAAAAAACCAAGUUUUCACUGGUCUGCCCCUCCCUCUUGGAGCUGUUUAUUUGGAAGUGAUCCCAUUAAUGAAUUAUAUUAG
This is a messenger RNA of Schistosoma turkestanicum, 801 nucleotides long. The record is from the annotation of a GenBank genome assembly. Lineage: Eukaryota; Metazoa; Platyhelminthes; Trematoda; Strigeidida; Schistosomatidae.